Asparagus officinalis (garden asparagus) is the source of this 2905-nucleotide messenger RNA. Its product is annotated as ferric reduction oxidase 8, mitochondrial. The record is from RefSeq and is a predicted model, not a curated record. Bases 456 to 2564 code for a protein of 702 amino acids. The transcript has 8 exons. Gene Ontology annotation, molecular function: oxidoreductase activity. NCBI's taxonomy places the organism in Eukaryota, Viridiplantae, Streptophyta, Magnoliopsida, Asparagales, Asparagaceae. Gene Ontology annotation, cellular component: plasma membrane.
UUUCCCUGCAGUGGUCCUCAAAUCCCUCAUUUGACGAUUACAAAAGCCUGUCAGUGCUGCAUCUCAAGUAUCAUGGCAAAUUGGCAAUGCCUCUUUCUUAACAGAACCGAUCCGAUGAAGAUAACAAAAAGGAUAAAGACGAACCGGACAGGUUGCAGCUUCAGUCCCCACCACAACAACAUAUGUAAAUCUCAAACAAAAAGCCGAAUCUUGAUCAUCAUCAUAAUUGCUUGCUGAGGCAAUAGAGGGAGGAGUGGAAGAAUAACAGAUCGCAGUGAUGCACAUCAAUCGAUUUCUUCACCAAAAAAAGCUCAUCGAAAGUGGGAACGGAAAGAUGAUCAUUGCUAUCCUUAGGAGUGGGCACUGCUCCGUGUUCCUCAUACCCACUUACCACUUUAAAUACCGUCGCGAUGAUUCUUGAUUCAAACCAAUAUUUGCUAAAAAAAAAUUAGGAGAUGAAAAUGGUAUCCAAAUCCAUCCAGAUUACUUUCCUUAAGAUAUUAAUUGGUUUGAUACUAGGCGCUUGGUGUUGCGUAUGGAUUCUCAAGCCAACACAAUUGUGGAAGAAAUCAUGGCACAAGGCUGAAGACUGGGCUGACUCUACUUUCACUGGGGAGUCAGGUAUCAAUGUGCUUGUCUUCUGCUUUCCGCUUCUGGCUGUGGCCGUACUUGGAUAUAUCUAUCUUCAUCUAUAUGCUAAAGAGGGGAGAAUCAGGAAAAAAGCAUAUUUCAUCGGAAAAUUUUCAAAUCCAAUCAUCCCUAGGAGUCCUAUGGGCAUAAUAUCAGGCUGUGAGCUUAUGGCUUCAGCUCUGUUCAUUAUGUUCCUCGCAUGGACUUACUACUCGAAUGUUGCUAGUGACUUCAAGAAGUUGACACCUUCAAAAUCUAUUCCAUUGAAUAGGAGGCAGCUUAAGGUAAUGUCUCUAGGUGUUCGGUUUGGUUCUCUAAGUGAAGCAUGCCUAGCUCUCUUACUUAUUCCUGUCUUAAGGGGGAUGGCAUUAUUCAAUAUAUGUGGCAUCCAAUUUGAAGCUUCGAUUAGAUACCAUAUUUGGAUUGGCAAUGCAAUCAUGUUCUUCUCGGUCCUGCAUGGAACUAUCAUAAUGUGUGUUUGGGGAUCAAAGCAUAGCCUCUGGAUGGAGAUCACUAGGUGGCAAAGGACGGGACGGGUGUAUCUUGCUGGAGCCAUUACUCUGGGGAUAUUGGUGAUAAUAUGGAUAACAUCACUUCCUCAAUUAAGGAGGAAGAACUUUCAGUUCUUCUACUUAACCCACCAUUUCUAUGCGCUCUUCCUGAUAUUCUUCUUGCUUCAUGCUGGAGCUGGUCACUUUUACUUGGUAUUCUCUGGUGUACUUCUCUUUGCCCUCGACAAGAUUUUGCGUGUAAUACAGUCAAGAAGAACAACUUGCCUUAUUUCUGCACGUAUACUUCCCUGCGAAGCAGUAGAACUCACUCUCCCUAAAGAUCCAUGUAUGCAGUACAAUCCUACAAGCACAUUAUUUGUAAAGAUACCCAGCAUAUCAAAUUUCCAGUGGCACCCGUUUAGCAUCACUUCAAGCUCCAAUAUGGAAGAUGACAGGCUCUCCCUUCUAAUUAAAUGUCAAGGAUCAUGGACAAAUUCUCUUUACCAUAAGCUAAAAUCAAUAGGCGAUUCAACAUCUGAUGAUGUGAAAAAUUUCGCUGUUGCAGUAGAAGGUCCAUACGGUCCUAUGAAUUUUCCGUAUCAUAGGUAUGACAGCUUGAUUCUAAUUGCGGGAGGAUCUGGCAUAACUCCAUUUCUGAGCAUUUUGCAAGAUGUUGCUUCAAGGAAUGGGAGGAUGAAUAACUACUGUAAAAAGGUUCAACUAAUAUAUGCGGUGAGAAAAACCCAAGAUCUUAGCAUGUUAACCCCAAUUUCUUCUGUGCUGCUGAAAGAGCCGGCUGAUCUUGGACGUGUGCAACUAAGGCUAUUUGUAACUAAAGGAAAGGAGGGGUCAAGAACAUCAGUAGAAGAGUUGUUACUUGAGGUGUCACAGUUAAAGACGAUCAACUUGGGUGAAGGUUCGAGUAGUGAUCGAGUACCAAGACCUGAAAGUUCUCUAUCGAAGGCUACAAUCACUGGAUUGGCUUCGAUUGUUUUCUUAGUUGCUCUUGUGUGUCUAACUCAUGUUUUCGUACACCAAAGCAAAAGAAACUCUCUGAAUAAAACCCCUUCAUGGAUCAGCGACCUACUGAUCAUAUGUUCAUUUAUCAUUGCUACAAGCUGUAGUACCACAAUGGUAACAAUUCUGUAUAUGUGGAAAAAAACAACGAAACCCUCUGACAAGAACUCCAGGAGUUUCUCGAUGAACUCCGAAAGGAUACAGGAUGUGCCGAAGCAUGAAAUAAGUUACGGACAGAGGCCUAAUCUCACGGAGAUGCUUCUGGAACACAUAAGGGAGGCAGGAGAAUCGAAAGUAGGGGUCUUCGUGUGCGGUCCAGAUUCUAUGCAUGAGUCAGUGGCAUCAUUCUGCACAAAGUAUUACCAGAAGAGUGGCAGAAAAAGCAAGUGUCUUUAUGAAUUUCACUCGAUCAACUUCUCACUGUAAAAAUUUGUAUUGAGUAGAAGAUGAAGAUCGAGGUGAUAUAGGCUGUGUGUGUCCGUACAUGAUCAAUAGAAUGCAUCAGAGUUGUAUGGAUUUCAACGGCAGGUGCGCCUGAGAGGUCCUGACCACUUCAGAAAGUAGUGAAGGUAUCUUGAUGAGUUUAUCCUUUUUAUGUUCCUCAACAAAAGUUGGUGCAGAAGGAUGUAUUUGUUUGACUUCUGUCACAACUAAUCUAGGAGACUGAUGAAACGUAAAGCUCCUCCGUUACAAUAAGAUUUUAAAAUUUUCACCGAGAUUAUGGGUUAUAAUUUUAUGUUCUAACGAUGUUACUGUAGGUUGAACAU